Dovyalis caffra is the source of this 324-nucleotide messenger RNA. Lineage: Eukaryota; Viridiplantae; Streptophyta; Magnoliopsida; Malpighiales; Salicaceae. The record is from the annotation of a GenBank genome assembly.
AUGAUAAGGUAUAGGGUGAUGUGUAAGGUAGGAUACGACGGUCAUAAUCUGCGAGGUGAGGAUGAUGAUGGUGGAGAAUGCCGAGGAGAUGGGAAUAAUGAAGUGUUUAGGAGUUGUAGUAAUCGUGUGUAUUGUUCUGCGAGUAAGAUGAUAGUUGGAGCUAUAUUGCGAAAGUUCUUUGAUUGCUUGGAGGAAAGUCGACCUCGUAACAAGGGUCGACCGUAUGGCCCCGACAUGAUGAAAGAAAAAGAGCCAAAAAAGAAAGCUAUAAAAGGAAGGCUAAAGGAAGAGUUGAAAGUGACACAUCAAUCACAAGCAAAGUAA